CGACUGGUUUCUUUUUUAGUUAUCAGCAUUGGAGGCCAUGAUGAAAUAAGGCCCGUGUUGGUAGAAGUUUCGACUGGUACCAUCGUUUGUCCAAAUCUCCAUCACACACGCACAGCCUCUCUCUCUACACACAGACCCUCUCUCUGCCCUGUGAAGGAAUUGCGAAGAUGGAUUUGAAGUCGUCGAAGAAAGCAAAGGGCGUAUCCCAUCAACCCCAACAUCAUCAGCAUGGCGGUCGGAAGCCUGAAGCCAACAAGCCCACGAAGAAGAAGCCCCACCAAAACCGAUAUCCAAGUCGGGCAAGCCCCACACAACCAACGCUUCCCUCCAAUUGGGACCGCUAUGAAGAAGAGGGGGACGAGAUGGGCGAGUAUGGUUCAGGAAGCCCCUUUUCCCAAACUCCCAAGCAAGAAAUCGUGGUGCCCAAAAGUAAGGGCGCCGACUAUUCCUAUUUGAUCUCUGAGGCCCAAUCGCAGCCCCGCGGCGUGCCUUCCUUCCAUGAAGUCCUACUUCAAGAUUUUUCUCAGGGACUGAGUUCUAUGCUUUCUGCCAGGGGAAAGGGACUUUUGUCCUUGGGUGCAGAUGACAAUUUUCAUGUUGACGACAGUCCUUUAGACCAUGAGGCAUCAUUUUUUUCCCUGGACCUUCAUCUUGUUGCAGAACAACUUGCCAAGCUAGAACCCUCAAAGCGGCUCUUUGUUGAAGAAGAUAUAUUGCCUGCAAGCAUGCGUGCAAGUGGCUUCAAAGCAAGCAUUAAUGACGAAUGUAAAAAUGUUGAACUCUCUCGGGCUAGUGAAUCUGAACGUGUGCAACAGCCUUUAGCAGGUAAGAUAAUCUGCCCUGAGGAUACACAUCUGCAUGAUGCCGAGCACAUGUCAGUUUCAUCCAGAGAUUCGCAAGGGGGCGAGGUCCUGAAACAGAAUAGACAUGAUUUGAAAUACAAAGCCAUGGAAGGGCAAGGCAUCGCUCACAACCCAACCAAUGUUUCUUUUCUGGAGCAGUCAUACCAAAUCAAAAGCAUCUUGCAUACAAAAGAUGAUGCUUCAAAAUCAAGAGAGGAGCAAGAUGAUGCAUCACAAUCAAUUCAAGACAUGCCAAUAAGCAGAUUCGACGCCACUGCAGCAGAGGCAGAGCUUGAUACGCUGCUUGAUUCGUUUGAUGAGGCUAAGCUUCUAGAAUCAUUUGAUAUUAAGCAACAAAUUCCAGGACGGUCUGUGGGGAUAUCUGCCUCUUCUCAUUCAAGAGGGUCCUCUAGCUCCGUACUUGGUGGGGCAUCUUUGGGAUCGACCUACAGAGCUCCUAAUCAGAGGCUCCUGAUGAAGUCUGGUGACCUUACCAAUGAAGGACCAGAUAAGAAAAUGCUUCCAAAAGUUGCACCAUCCAUUGUGGACAAUGAAAGUAAAGGUGACAAGAGCGAAAAUGCACCAUUAGUGUCAUUAGAUGAUUUUGAUGAAUGGCUUGACUCGAUCUGAACCUUGGCUGUAAUUUUCACUGUUCAGUAAGCAGCUUUACUUUCAAUAUAAAAUUUCAGAUUAGUUGAACAGUGAACCUAGUUUGAACGAAUAAUGUAAAAAAUGGCCCAGUUGUUAGAUCGAAUUAGAUCAUUCGACCGAAGUUUUUCCCACAGAGAAUUGUAGGCACCUUAUUUUCGAGAGAGAACUUUUCUUAUAGCAACCUUUGAUGUUAAUUUAAUUCAUUUCUUAGCUCA
Molecule: messenger RNA, 1708 nt
Organism: Nymphaea colorata (pocket water lily)
Lineage: Eukaryota; Viridiplantae; Streptophyta; Magnoliopsida; Nymphaeales; Nymphaeaceae
Product: protein ECERIFERUM 16
Exons: 4
Coding region: 168-1472 (434 amino acids)
Source: RefSeq, a predicted model, not a curated record